UUAAAAUUCACAAUUACAAAUUGCUUGCUUGGAACCCAUUGUCAUUGCAAAUACACAGUUUCUCGGAGAUAUGUAAAAACAUCCUCAAAAAGCUGGUAGAAAAUACAAAUCAGUAAAAACAAUCAGUCGAUCAUAUGAGUUGGAUUUAUAUUCCAGCUGGAUUUAAGCUAAAGUCUUAUCAUUAGACUAAGCUGUAGAUUCUAUCCAUACGCAUCCAGUAUCAGUUUUAGACAAAUGGCCCAAAUGAAACUAUGAAAUUAAUGUUAAAAUCAACUUAAAUAAACAGUGACUGGUCUCCUGUGUAAACAGAAACUGUGUAAUAGGAAGUCCUAGAGUCGGCUCUGUAAACUCCAGCCCAUCCCAUUACCUUUAAAGGAGAGUGUACCCUGAACUAAAUAUGGACAUGCACUUUAACUGGAUUUCGAAGAAUGUCCCAGUCUCACAGUCUGCUUUGAUGAUGGGAGCCUCUUGCAGUCCAUCACUGGUACCCCUCACUGCAGCACUGUGAGUGCAGGAUUGAUGCCUUUGCUGGCUUUUUGGUGAUCAGGAUCCAGCAGGACACAUUGGAAUAUUGUAGAAGAGCACCAUCCUGACCAAAGAGUACAAGGUUUACCCUCUGGUGCAUUAAGUUAUUCUGGAAAACUCCAGGCCAGAGAUGUCCAGGCGAAAGGUGAGGGGACUGACCUGCACAGGUCGGCAGGUCAGUGAGGACCCAGAUCUGGACAACCUGCUCUCCACUCUCUCCCCUGAGGAGAUGGAGGAGCUGGACAAGGACCUGAUGAGUGUUCCAGACAUCAGACCAGAAGACGGGAAGAUCAUUGCCACCCAGGGGGAAAGCCACCCAGCUCUGAGCAAUAACGUCCAGGACUCGACGAAACGAAGCAACCCCAGAGGGAGGCUUGGUCAGAGAGAGCAGUCAUUUGAGGGAGAACCAAAGAAAGAGAGCCGGAAGCAGGAAUACCUGAGGAAGAUGGGCCUCAGCCAGGAAGGCGACGAUGAUACGAAAGUAGGAGUACGAAGACGGUCUAGUGUGACGACUGACAGAGAUGCCAAGAUGGAGGACAGAAACAGCAAAGAAUGUGAAAGUGUGAAGGAAGAGCGAAGCUGGCGUUCGAGUAGAUACAGCAGGAAGGUUGAAAGUGAUGCAAAGGAGGAUCUGAAUGAGAAAGAGAAAUGUGAGGAUUACAGAUCAAAAGACAGGAGGGAAAACAGAGAAAGCACAGGAAGCAAGACAAAGGAGAUGAUCUCCAAAUUACAGGAAAAAAAAGAUGAGAACAAAGAGAAGGAAAAGAGAGAGGACUGCAGGAAAAGAGAUGAUAGUAAAACCAAAGAUAUCAUCUCAAGGCUGCGUGAAAAGAGCGAGAAGGAGGUGGGAAAGGAAAGGGAACGAAAAUCCGAGAACAUCCGGACACAGGGGCUUGUCUCGAAAAUGGUUGAGAAACAGGCCAAAGUACCUGAGAUCCAAUCCCAAGAGACUAAACAAGCAGAAGGUAAAAACAAGCCUGAAGCCAACAAGCUAGCCGACAAAUCUGAGGAGCAGGUGACACAGAACAAGGCAGAAAUUAGAACAGACAGGGAAGAGCUGGUUAACCACAGUGACCAUGUGAAAGAGAAAGACAGAAAGAUCAGCACUGAUAUGAAAGCCGAGGAGAAAAGGGAAAAUGAUGACACUAAAGAAAGACUUAUCAAUGCAGAGGAAAAACCAAAACUUGGAAACUGUGUGGCCAAAAACAGCCCAAGCAGCAAGACCAAGCGGGAGGAAGAGGAAGAUGAAGACUCGAGCAUGUUCGAUGAGCUGAUGGAGCAAGUCCGUAGCAACGACCCCUCCCUCACCGAACUCAACGUCAACAACUCAGAGGUCAUCAAGGCAAAAACACUCAUCGAGUUUGCACAGGGCUUGCACAGCAACACCCACGUGAAGACGUUUGCGUUGGCCAACUGUCGAGCAGACGACCACGUGGCUUACGCCAUCGCCGCCAUGCUGCGUAGCAACAAGACCAUCACCAGCAUUAACCUGGACUCCAACCAUCUCACCGGCAAGGGCAUCCUGUCUCUGAUCCAGUCACUGCACUACAACGCCACGCUGACGGAGCUUCGAUUUCAGAACCAGCGUCACAUAUGCGGCGGGAAGACUGAGAUGGAGAUGACCAAGAUCCUGAAGGACAACACCACACUGCUCAAACUGGGCUACCACUUUGAGUUGGCAGGGCCGAGGAUGACCACCACCAAUAUCCUGAGUCGCAACAUGGACAGACAGAGACAGAGGCGCCUGCAGGAGCAGAAGCAGGCUCAGGCCAACGGUCAGAAAAAAGGGACCCUCGAGGUACCCAAAACAGGAGGUGGAGGGUCUUUGAAGAGUUCGCCAAAGUCUUCCCCAAAACCCUCUCCAAUUCCUUCGCCCAUGCCUUCCCCUAAGCUGACUCUCAAAAAACGAGCUGGAGGUUCUGCUCCUCCACCACCUCCUCCUCCUCCAGGUGGUGGACCGCCUCCUCCUCCACCUCCCAUGAUGGAUGGAGACCGCUCCUCUGGUGGCAAGAACUCAAGGGACCAACUGCUAGCCUCGAUCAGAGGAACCAACAUCAAGCAGCUAAAGAAGGUGCCAGUACCAAAAUGGCUGCAGUAACACUUCUUGAUGGAAAAUUCAGAGAACAAAAAGAAAGGGAGAACACACACCUCAUCACAGGAGAUAAACGUCCUUGAUGAAGAACAGUGCAUCAGGAAGGAGGGGGAAAUGUGAGCUUUUUGCCCUCUUUGAGAUUUCUCCCCCCAAACACUGGACCAAAUGGACUCUGUGGAGAACAAGUGAUGCAGGUCUCUACAGAGAGUGCCAUGAAAUGUUGCCUUUUCAGUUCAUAUUGAUGCUUUUUUUGCACUAUAUAAUAUGAAGCUGAUCAUAUAACAUGUUGGUGUGUGCAGUGGAUAUCACAGGUUUACACAGCCUUAUUGAAAUUGUACCUUUUUGUAGAAAAAUAAUUAAACAAUGAGAAAUCAUUUCAAAUUGUUUUCCACUUUUAUUGUGACAUAACCUUUACAAAUAAAAUGAAAUCAAACUUUGGACAGAAUAUGGAUCACGUUUAUAGAUGUCUACAAAAUACUAAAUAAGUACAAACUAAACAAAAACAAUACAUAAACAACUUUUUUAUUUUAUUUUCCUAAAUACAAUUCAAGAAAUGAUAAAUUGAGAGCAAAUCGAAACAAAAUCAUUUUUGAGUUGGAGUUGACAAAUUACAAUACAAACAUUUCAAGAGGGAAUCUAAAACUAAAAUAUUGAUCUUAUCAUGUUACCGAUCCAAUACUUACACCGACUUGGUAUCGAUAUUAUCAAUAUUUUGCAUCAAGCUGUCCACCUCCAUUGCAAAAUUUUAAUGAUCUACCAGAUUGUCCACAGCCCUCUUGAGGUGAGCUUGCAGAAUUUUCUGGAGAAAUUGAUCUCUAGAAAUUGAGGCCCAUUUUAUUAGCCUCACAGCAUAAUUGCUUAAGACAUAUUUUGGCAAAACUGCAAUAUCUGCGUAAUGUUGAUCUCCUCACACUGAUACGUCACCAUGCUGUGAGGCUGUAAUUUAUCAGACCUUAAAACAUUUUCUCUUAAAGUUUUGGGGACUCCAGAUAGUCCCAUAAGACCACAUGGCUUUUUUGAGGAAAAUGCUGUCAUUUAGCAAAUGUACUCCCUAACACAGAUAUAUGGUAACAUGUCACAUUAAAGGUAGUAAAUAUUUUGAACUGAUUCAUUAUGGUCUCUUUUUUAAAAAUAAAUCCAGUGUAUUUGAAGAGGGCUCUGUAAACCUCUAUUUGAUCCACUGUAUACUGUAUGAGUUAAGUUGAGUGAGGUGGGAGCAUGGGAUGAGUUUAGUUUCAAAUAACUAUAAAUGUAUUGCUUAAACAAAAGUUUAUCACUGAUGUACUGAACUUUAAUUUGACCCCUUAUUUAUUAGUGGAGGCCCCACAGCUGUAGAUGUGUUCAACUGGGUGGAAAUAUCAGGGAAUUAACAAACACGGAACCAAACUUUAGCAAAUCUGAGUACCGAAACAAAACCGAACAAAACAAGAUCAUGAACACCGUUUUAUUUUUGGUGUCAUGUCUUUUUUUAAACAUCUCAGACAGUCCAGAGAAAUCCUGAAACAUAAUGAGGGAUUUUUACAAUGGAAAUAUUUGCAUAUUGCCAUUUAUCAGACAGAGUGAAUGGUCCUAUAGUAUCUGAUAUAUUUUACAGAGAAUCAUUCUAGCCUGGCUGUUUUGUUAUCAGACUAAACUUUCUUUUAAUACUGCUUCAUGUCUUAACCUUUUACUGGUUUAAAUUUUAAUCUAAAUAUCAGCCUGAGCAGAACUUGACACUAUGUGGCGAGCUAAAAUCAGAGCUAUCUGAAGAUAAACACACGCGUUUCUUUACAUAUGUGUCUUUGACAGAGCCUGUAUGCCUUUAUUAAAAGAUCCUGGUAUGUUUGUGAGUGUAAAAUUAUGUCUGCCUGAUGUAUGAAAUAAAUAUGAAUGA
Xiphophorus maculatus (southern platyfish) is the source of this 4490-nucleotide messenger RNA. RefSeq names its product leiomodin 1 (gene lmod1b). The transcript has 3 exons. The record is from RefSeq and is a predicted model, not a curated record. Gene Ontology annotation, molecular function: actin binding; tropomyosin binding. NCBI's taxonomy places the organism in Eukaryota, Metazoa, Chordata, Actinopteri, Cyprinodontiformes, Poeciliidae. Gene Ontology annotation, biological process: muscle contraction; pointed-end actin filament capping; myofibril assembly. Bases 656 to 2623 code for a protein of 655 amino acids. Gene Ontology annotation, cellular component: striated muscle thin filament; myofibril.